Messenger RNA from Salvia miltiorrhiza (redroot sage), 1355 nucleotides. RefSeq names its product putative HVA22-like protein g. The record is from RefSeq and is a predicted model, not a curated record. The transcript has 8 exons. NCBI's taxonomy places the organism in Eukaryota, Viridiplantae, Streptophyta, Magnoliopsida, Lamiales, Lamiaceae. Bases 360 to 1208 code for a protein of 282 amino acids.
UUAUAACCCUUGAGAAACUCAAAAUAAAGGCUCUGGGAAAUACACAGGAUUUCAAAACGUUACCGUCAAAAUCUGGUCCCCUUCUCGUCUUCUCACUCUACCCCAGCCGACGCUCCAACGCUUCACCGCGACGGCUCCACUUGUUGUGCGGCGGCGAUAUAAUCGCAAUUGUCCAAUCCCACUUCUUACCUAGUCUCUGCGCUCAUCUUCGCGACGCUCAGCAAACGUUUUCAGUCCCCAUUAUGGCCGACGUUUCAGUUGUAGCUUGGUGGACAUUUGAAUGCUAAAUGAGAUGAAUUGGUCAGAAUUAGCAGGAUUUUGUGGUUUUGUACCAUUUGUUGGCCUUUUGGGGGCUCAAGAUGAUUGGAUCUUUUCUCACUAGAGCACUUGUGCUGAUAUUUGGCUAUGUUUAUCCUGCAUAUGAAUGCUUUAAAACUGUGGAGAUGAAUAAGCCUGACAUUAGCCAACUUCGGUUUUGGUGCCAGUACUGGAUUUUGGUGGCUGGAUUGACUGUAUGUGAAAGGAUUGGUGACAUGUUCAUUGGCUGGGUUCCAAUGUAUGGUGAAGCUAAGUUGGCCUUCUUUAUAUACUUAUGGUUUCCAAAAACUAAGGGAACUGCUUAUGUUUAUGACUCCUUUUUUAGACCAUAUGUUGCUAAGCAUGAGACAGAAAUUGAUCGUAAUUUGUUAGAGCUAAGGUUAAGAGCUGGAGAUAUGGCUGUCUCAUACUGGCAGAAGGUUGCGAACUAUGGUCAGACUAGAAUUUUUGAUAUUCUGCAGUAUAUUGCUUCACAGUCAACUCCACCUCGACCAGUUCAGAGAGUCGAGAAACCUGGAAUGCCAUCGACCCGCACAUCGACUGUUGCUUCGCAGCCACAAAAUGGACAACCCGGAUCUCCUGCUUCCGAUGCGUCUUUGAGCGAGCAGCUAGAUGACUCAACAGAUGAAGCAGGGCCUUUGCAAGAUUCAAAAGCUAAAGCUGUGCCUGCGGUCUUGAGUGAACAAAAAACCACUCCAACCCUGCCCCUUGUUGAAACGGCAAAAUCUUCGACUUCCAGUGAAGUUCAGGUAAUGCAAGUUGAUUCAGUCCCUCCGGUACCAAAGGAAGCCGCCGCGCAACCUCCCCCACAAGAAGUAGUCAUGGAAGAACCUGUCCGAGUGACACGAGCUAGGUCUCGGAGAACACGUGCUCCAUCAUCGGAUCGCUGAAACAAGGAGAGUAGUUAUUCAACAUGUAAUUACUUGCAAGGUGAAUGGGAUAGUGUUGUUGGGUUGUUGAUGUUGAUAUACAUUCUGCCACUGUCAACAAUACAAGCUAUAGUUUCAUAAUUCAAACAAAUAAAAAUUCCAAAUCAA